Messenger RNA from Zingiber officinale, 2663 nucleotides. Its product is annotated as exocyst complex component EXO70B1-like. Lineage: Eukaryota; Viridiplantae; Streptophyta; Magnoliopsida; Zingiberales; Zingiberaceae. Gene Ontology annotation, cellular component: exocyst. Gene Ontology annotation, molecular function: phosphatidylinositol-4,5-bisphosphate binding. Bases 231 to 2159 code for a protein of 642 amino acids. The transcript has a single exon. The record is from RefSeq and is a predicted model, not a curated record. Gene Ontology annotation, biological process: exocytosis.
UUUCACGUCUCCCGACGUUAUCACGAGAUUGAGUGCGACAUGUCCUCUUUCUGCGUUCCUUCCCUCUUCUUUAUGCGACCCAACAACAACUCCCCCUCCCGUUUCCACCCAAACAAACCCUAAUCCACUCCCUCGACUUCCAACUUCGAACUCCUUGCAAUUUGCCCGUGAUCACCACUCGGCGCCAGUAGCUCGCGAAACACGCAGAAAAAUUAGGAACCUACGCGAAUAUGGAAGAGAACGGUGAGGAGAAGCUGAUUGCCGCCGUCCGCCACAUCGCCAAGACGCUGGGCCGGACUGAGACUAUGGCCGAUGACAUCCUCCAAGUCUUUUCCUCUUUCGACGGCCGAUUCUCCCUCGACAAGCUCUCCUCCGACCGUCCUCUCCCUCACCGUCGUCCUCCCGCGGAUUCUCCCCCAUCUGCUGCCGUAGCCCCCGCGGUUACUGGCGGUGGACGAGAGGCAGACGACCAUCGACCACUCUCCCUGGAGCGCACCAUUCGCACCCUCGACCGUCAGAUCUCCCGCUUCGUUUCCUCCGACAGCCUCAUCUGGUCUGACGCUGCGGAUGCUGCUGCUUUCCUUGAGGCGGUUGAUGACCUACUCGCUACCAUCCACGACCUUGACUCUCCCUCCGUCCCGGCCGAUAAGCCCCUUCUUGACCGCGCCGAUGAUCUGCUCCAGCGUUGCAUGCUCCGUCUAGAGGAAGAGUUUCGCGCCAUCCUUGACCGAUCAGAUGGUGCCGUAAUUUCCACGCCACCAUCUCAUGACUCGGACUCUGAUGGUGGUGACGCGGACGAUGACCGCAUCCCCGUCGCUGCCCCGGUUGACGACUAUAAUCUCGUCAUCGAUGCCCUUCCGCCGGGCUCUGUCGCUGAUCUCCACGCCAUCGCCCGCCGGAUGGUCGCGGCUGGGUUCGGCCGCGAAUGUGCGGAAGCCUACGGAGUUUCCCGCCGAGGAUUCGUCGACGAAUCUAUCGCCCGGUUAGGCCUUCGCCCCCGCCCUGCUGAUGAGGUUCAGGCCACUCCCUGGCCUGAGCUUGAGGACGAUAUCGCCCGCUGGGUCAAGGGUGCGAAAAUGGCCUUCCUAAUUCUCGUCCCCAGUGAGCGCCGCCUCUGCGAACGCGUUUUUGCCUCCUUACCUCCCUUCGCGGACCUUACUUUCGCCGCCGCCUGCCGCCCGGCAGCCGCCAGCCUCCUCUCCUUCGCAGAUGCUGUUGCGGCCGGCCCACGUGAGCCCGAGCGCAUUUUCCGCCUUGUGGACAUGUACGAGACGCUCCGCGACCUCCUCCCUGAACUCGACCACCUCCUCUCCGAACAGUACUCUGUCACUCUCCGCGCGGAGGUUGCCGCGGCUCACAGGGCGCUGGGAGCAGCGAUCCGGGGAAUAUUCGUCGAGCUCGAAAACCUUAUUCGUCGUGACCCAGCCAAGGCCGCCGUGCCUGGGGGCGGUCUCCACCCGAUCACUCGCUACGUAAUGAACUACCUCCGAGCAGCGUGCGCCUCCCGGCGGACCCUCGAAGAAGUUAUGGACGAGGACGCUGCUGGUGCUGGCGUUCCGCCCGAUCGCCACCCGCCCUCGUCCUCCUUGUCUCUUCAGGUAGCGUGGAUCAUGGACGUGCUCCAGUCCAACGUCGAGGCCAAGUCGAAGGUAUACCCGGAGCCACCCCUCAGCUACAUCUUCCUGAUGAACAACACUCGUUACAUGACCCAGAAGGCUAGUGACUGCGAGCUGGGGGCGCUUUUGGGCGACGACUGGAUCCGGCGACAGAUAGGAAUGGUGCGUCGGUGGGGCCACGACUACCAGCGGACGACGUGGACCAAGGUGGUCGCGGUGCUGCGGAUGGAUGGCGUCAGCGCUGCGGCCACCUCCUCUUCGGCUGCGGCCGUGAAGGCGUUGCGGGAGCGUCUACGCGUGUUCAACAACUACCUGGAGGAUAUAUGGAGGGUGCAAAGCGAGUGGGUAGUGACGCACGACCAACUCCGGACGGAGCUGAGGGUGGCUGUGGCGGCGCUGGUGCUGCCAGCCUAUCGCAACUUCAUCGGCCGGCUGCGCGCCACUGCAGAUUCCGGAAAGCUGGCCGACCGCUACAUUAAGUACAGCGUAGAGGACGUCGAGGCUAGGAUCAACGAGCUGUUUGAAGGCGUUCGUCGGCUGUGAUAGCUACUUUAUGUUAUAUUUAUGAAACAUACAUAAUACAUGGUGUUGCAUGUUUAACUUGUAGUAUCGGAGCCCUCAGCACUUCCUGCAAGUAAUUCAAGGGUGAGUUCAACGAUAUCCUAAUGUUAAAAUUGCAGGUCUUUCCUUGAUUACUUGCUGUGCAGCUUCGGUUGCAAAAGCCUCCAGCUUUGGAAGAUCAAUUUCAGAGUUGUGGAGAUUCUCUGUUUCGGAGUUCUGAGCUGCUCCUUCGAAGUUUGGCCUCCGAAAUCGGAUCAGUCGGUGAAAAUCGUCUGAUGCAUUAGAAAGAGCUGCCUCGUCUUCCACUGAGCUGUUGCUGUUACGUUCGCUAGUCGCUCCGGUGCCGGUGUGCGCCACUGUCUCACCAGCCCAGUCGUUACAGCAUCAAAGCGCAGCAACCCUCCCUCCCUUUGCUUCUCUUAAUUCACACUGUGGUAACGUUCUGUGCUUCGAAUUGAACUAAUAUACCACUGGAGUUUUGAUCUA